AUGGGAUCAUCAUCGUCAUCGUCAUCAUCUCCACAGGUUCCUGCAAUGUUUGUGUUUGGGGAUUCUUUAGUUGACAAUGGAAACAACAACUACUUGAGCUCUUUGGCAAGAUCAAAUUAUAUGCCUUAUGGUAUUGAUUUCACUGGAGGUCCUACUGGCAGAUUUUCCAAUGGAAAAACCAUCAUUGAUUUUCUAGGAGAUUUUUUGGGUCUUCCUCUUCUUCCAGCAUUUGUUGAUACCUUCACAGGAAGUGUAGAUAUUCUGAAAGGUGUAAAUUAUGCUUCUGCAGCAGCUGGGAUUCUUGAUGAGACAGGAAAAAAUCUAGGAGAUCGGUAUAGCCUGAGACAAGUCGAGAACUUCGAAAGCACAGUGAGGCAAUUGAAGAGUCUCCUUGAUGACAAUGGACUUUCUCAGUAUUUGGCUAAGUCCAUAGUCAUUAUAGAACUUGGAAGCAAUGACUACAUCAACAAUUAUCUCAUGCCUUCAAUCUACUCCUCUAGAUACAUCUACACCCCAAAUGACUAUGCUGAUAUCCUCGUAACAAAUCUCGCAACUCACGUCAUGGCAUUGCAUAGGUUGGGGCUUAAGAAGUUUCUGUUGGCAGCAAUUGGACCAUUAGGUUGCAUGCCAAACCAGCUAGCCACUGGGGCUGCGCCACGAGGUGACUGCGUCUCAAUUGUGAAUGACAUGGUUAGAUUGUUUAACCAGCGGCUCAGGUCUCUUGUGGAUCACCUCAACACCAACUCCACAGAUGCAACCUUUGUGUAUGGCAAUACUUACUAUGCUUUCCUCGACAUACUAAACCACCCCAAUGAUUAUGGAUUCAGAGUGACUGAUAGAGGGUGCUGUGGUAUUGGAAGAAACAAAGGGCAAAUAACUUGUCUUCCAUUAUCAAUACCUUGUUUCAACAGAGAAGAAUAUGUGUUUUGGGAUGCCUACCAUCCAACCCAAGCCUUCAAUCAAAUUAUUGCUCAAAGGGCUUAUAGUGGCUCACAAGCUGAUUGCUAUCCCAUCAACUUAAACCAAUUGGCUCACCAAUGA
Messenger RNA from Carica papaya (papaya), 1041 nucleotides. RefSeq names its product GDSL-like Lipase/Acylhydrolase superfamily protein. NCBI's taxonomy places the organism in Eukaryota, Viridiplantae, Streptophyta, Magnoliopsida, Brassicales, Caricaceae. Gene Ontology annotation, molecular function: hydrolase activity, acting on ester bonds. The record is from RefSeq and is a predicted model, not a curated record.